AACGAAACUGUCAGCUUAACUUCCGCUUCUCGAAUCACUGAAACGCUAAUCUGUCUCUUUUUACUGUCGUUCUUUGACUAAGCAGCACGUAUUCAGGACUAGCUGAGGUUAGGCUAGCAUCCGUAUUCCGGCAUGGUUAACCAUCGUAUCCCGUCGGUCUUUUCCAAGACCUAUGUCACUCCGCGUCGUCCAUUUGAAAAGCCACGUCUCGAUGCGGAAUUGAAAAUUAUUGGCCAGUAUGGCCUUCGUAACAAGCGUGAGGUGUGGCGUGUCAAGUAUACGCUGGCCAAAAUUCGUAAAGCGGCUCGUGAGUUAUUAACCCUGGAAGAGAAAGACGAGAAACGUCUAUUCCAAGGUAACGCUCUGCUGCGUCGUUUAGUUCGCAUUGGCGUGCUGGAUGAAUCCCGCAUGAAGCUCGAUUACGUGCUUGGUUUGAAAAUCGAAGAUUUCCUGGAACGUCGUCUGCAGACGCAGGUGUUUAAGCUAGGAUUGGCAAAGUCCUACCAUCAUGCACGUGUACUGAUUCGUCAGAGACAUAUUCGGGUUCGUAAACAAGUGGUGAACAUUCCCUCGUUCAUUGUACGAUUGGAUUCGCAGAAACACAUUGAUUUCUCGCUGAAAUCUCCCUUCGGCGGUGGUCGUCCAGGACGCGUCAAGAGGAAGAACAUGAAGAAGGGACAGGGAGGCAGCGGUGGAGCUGACGAAGAAGAAGAAGAUUAAAAACUACGAGUUAUCGGCAUUCCUUACCAAAACAGUUGUCAAACCCGUUGAGUAAGGAACGUUAUUAAACAUAACUUCGAACAUACUAAAUAUAUUUUAA
Molecule: messenger RNA, 820 nt
Organism: Sabethes cyaneus
Lineage: Eukaryota; Metazoa; Arthropoda; Insecta; Diptera; Culicidae
Gene: RpS9
Product: 40S ribosomal protein S9
Exons: 4
Coding region: 133-720 (195 amino acids)
Biological process (GO): positive regulation of translational fidelity; translation
Cellular component (GO): cytosolic small ribosomal subunit
Molecular function (GO): rRNA binding; structural constituent of ribosome
Source: RefSeq, a predicted model, not a curated record